Molecule: messenger RNA, 7624 nt
Organism: Menidia menidia (Atlantic silverside)
Lineage: Eukaryota; Metazoa; Chordata; Actinopteri; Atheriniformes; Atherinopsidae
Source: the annotation of a GenBank genome assembly
GUGACGUGUUUGGGCUGUGUCAGAGAGAGGGACGUAAAGUAAUCGAGAGAGCUUUGGACACACUGACUACGUUAACUUAUACUUGGCCACUCUGCCGUUUGAGGAAUAUUUCCAUUUGUAUUACUAGUUUGCGUACAUUUCAAUAUCUAUGCCAUAAUUUCGGCUGGCAUUAACUGAUAAAACGUAUUUUCUGCCCGCGACAGUUGAGCUAAGUUAGCGACAGUUGGGCUAACUGAAGUCAGGAAACUAGCCGUGCGAGACUAAACAUUAGUAUGGUCAUAUUAAAUAUUGCCAAACAGGUAGUGCUAAUGUUGGCUAGGAGCUCCGGCUAGUUCUUGAAAUUACGGAGCAGUUUGCCCCCAUCCGACUUGCCGGCAGUGGAGUUAAUAACGAGGCGAGAGAAAGAUGUCUCGAAGGCGGCUGGACAACCGCAGUGGACUCUCCGCUGGACUGCUCGGAGAAAUUCAAACCCCUAUUAGUAUUGACUCAAUGGAGAGCGUGUAUGAAGUCACCGGAGAGAUUGGGAGAGGCAAGUUUGCUGUGGUCAAGAGAUGCGUGGAGAAGACCUCUGGGAAAGUGUUUGCUGCCAAGUUCCUACGAAAGAGGAGGAGAGGUCGCGACUGCCGGGCAGAGGUGGUCCAUGAGAUGGCAGUCCUGGAGAUGGCCCGCAAUAACACCCGGGUGGUCAACUUGCAUGCUGCACAUGAAACGGAUCAUGAUAUAAUAUUAAUACUGGAAUAUGCUGCAGGAGGGGAGAUAUUCGACCACUGUGUGUCUGAGGAGCUCCUGCCAGAAACUCAAAUCACACGUCUGAUCAGACAAACCCUCGAGGGAGUCCAUCACCUUCAUCAGUGCAGUGUGGUUCACUUGGAUUUAAAGCCCCAGAAUAUUCUCCUGACCAGCCUGUCCCCUCCAGGAGACAUAAAGAUUGUGGAUUUUGGCCUGGCACGCAGAUUGGGUGCAGCUGGAGAGCUCAGAGAGAUUCUUGGCACACCUGAGUAUGUGGCUCCAGAGGUACUUAACUAUGAGCCAAUAACAACAGCUACUGACCUUUGGAGCGUUGGGGUCAUAGCUUACAUGUUAGUGACAGGUGAGUCCCCUUUUGCUGGGGAUGACAAGCAGGAGACCUACCUAAAUGUAUCCCAAGUUAAUGUAGACUACAGCAGGGAGGCCUUCGCCAGAGUGUCCGAGCUCGCUGUUGACUUCAUCCGCAAGCUACUGGUGAAAACUCCAGAAGACCGGCCAAGUGCUGCAGAGUGUAUGAGUCACCCUUGGCUGUGGCAGCAACAGCAGCUCUGCCUGAGCCCGGAGUUCAUAGCAGUUCGCACCAUCCGCGAGAGGAGCUGCGGCACCAAGUGGGCAGCCCCACUCGAAGAUCCCGAAGACAAGGAGAACUUCCUGGAGUCACCUCACUCUCAAGCAAAGAAGUCUCGCUUUGACGAAGAGGCGCCUACUGCUGGAGGCAGUGACUUUUGAUCAAAGUAAAGCAGGGACAGCGAUUUCUUCUUGUGAGCUUUUAAAUAGUUUUAAGCUUCCAGAAAACCUGCCUGCCAACCACAGCUCAAGAGUACUUCUAAUAUGCUAAUCGACCCACUGUACCAUUGAUCAUUUAAACCAAAGAUAACAGCUACAUUUUGGGAUAUUUUGCUGUGUGGCCAGCGUAUAUAUUUAAAUUUGCGUGGGAAGUUUAACUUUAAUUUAAUUAAUUUAAUAAAACUUUAGUUUAAUGCUUUGAUGAGAUCUAUUUUGAAAAACGACACUAUAAAUGGGCUCACCUUUUGAUGCGAGCCAAUGUGUAGAUUGUAGGCAAAUCUGUGCAAUACUCGUAUUUAAAAUCUUUUGCUUAGGCUGUGCUUUUAAGUCACCACCCUCACACCCCUGACUUGCCCUUCAGCUAAAAUGUGUUGUAUCAAGACAAGCAUUGCUGCUGUCACAAAGUGAAUAUCACGUUCUUAUUUAUAAAAACUAGGAGCAGCAGCCUCGUAGCACUACAAGAAAGCUCAAUUUGCUCUCUUUAGGUUGGGAAAACAUGCUGCUGGACUUAAAGACUACACACAGGCACAGUACAUUCCUUUAAGUUAGCCUUUCACGUUGCUCUUAAACUUCCAAUUUCCUCAUGUACAGUACACAGAGGAUUCAAGUGUAGCCCAGGACAACAGAUUAUUUCACAAGUAACGACUCAAAGUCAACUGUGCCACACCUACAUUUACCCAAAUGUUUUCCUCUGCAAGAUCUAGUUCCUCUACAUUGAGCUGCUGCCAUUUCAGCACUUACUUCACAAACAUUCAAGUGGUAAAAGGGUAACUAUCCCUCAAAGCUUGUGUCUGUACUUGGUGUCUCUCACCAAAGCCAUCCAGUUAAAGCCACUGUUGUCCUCUUGGGUCAACGAUGCCUAAAGUGAUCUUUUUCUGUUGUUUUCAUCUCAGGGCGGCAUGCUGCUCACUUUCUGCUCUCCUCGUUUUGUAUUCUUAAAGUUUUUUCUUAUAGGCAUAUUAUUAUAAUUGUUAUUUAUGUGCUGGACUCAAAUUUAGUAUUUUAUACAAAUAAUGUGCUCAGAUGUCUUGAAAGGAAAUGUCAAGAUUAUGGAAGGAAAGUAAUUAAAAAAUGAGUAAGGUGUUAAAUAAACUGAGCUGUUGUUGAGAUGGUAAAGAGCAAUAAAUUGACAAAUUUGAGGAUUGUAGGAAAAGUUUGUUUUUAAAUGGUACUAGAAAGUAAAAGGAAUGUGGAAACUGAAAGAUGAUGAGGUUUUAGACAGGAGAAAUGGAUUUAAAUAAUCAGAAGGAACUAGCAAUGUCUGAGUCUGAGAGAAGCAUUGUAAAAAAAAAUAAUAAUAAUAAUAAAAAAAGUCGAAAAUAUGUGCCUGAUGAGAAAAGUCGGAAGGAAUUUAUAGUUGAUGUUUGGUCUAAUAAGUGCGACAGCAUUGCUGUUGAGUGUGACAUGAGGUGCUAUAUACAGAAUUUGCCAUCUUUUGUUUAGGUAAGACUUGACUGAAACAAAACCUCAGCUCCCUGAAGGUGCAGCUCUGAGAACUCCAAAUGCUCCUAGCAACAUUCCUCCUCAUAUGUCAAGGCUGCAGGCCGGAUAGGACUACAUUGUCUGUUCUUGUUGUCGUCACCAGCAGACACAAUGGACUUUGUGCAGGAGAUGGGCGUCUCCAGCCACGGCUGUGCUCUCAUCUCAAUGCCGUCACCAUCGAUAACUGGAAUUUCACAGCGCAAAAGAUUACAUUUGUAUCUCUGGGAAUUUAACCAGUCGUGUGACCAGACUCAGACUUGUUCAGUAAAACUGCUCAUUACAGUACAAAGAAUCUAUAAAGUAAUGGCUUUGACACAGACUGAACUUUUCUUUUCUGUGGUGUCAGAAUCUGAAAAAAAAAAAACUUUCGUGAAACUGGUUAAAUAUCGAGGGGGUAAUGUUAUUUGCAUUGUGUUGGUGACAAGGAAGUAACUUGACCUUAAAAAGGUCAAAUAAUUUGCCACUUGAGCAUGAGAUGCUGUAGAGCUCAGUUUGUUGUUUUGUACUGUCAUUUGGAGCAGCUAUCCACUGGCCUCUGUGUGAGCACUCAUUGUCUUAACAGGAGGUGCUUUCUGGCACUCGAUUUCAAGACGUGUAGAUGCUUUAGAUGCCACCCAACAUUCCUAUCAGCUAUCUUUAAGGCCAGUAACACUGAAUGAUACUGUAUAUUAGUCAAACCAGCUACAAGCACAAGCAAAUAAAUAUUUGAGAUGUACCUUUAUUUUGCAUUUUAUACAUGAUUUUUUUUAAAUGUAUGAUUCUUGAUAACAUUUGAAAUUGUUUAAAAAAAAAAAAGAUAUAACUUGUAUACUGAUCAACUGUAGGCUAAUAAGUAGGCAUCACAAAGCAAAAUGGAAAAGCUUAUUAAAGAUUGUAGGAAAUAUGGAAUGGUUUACUUUGUGGUCUGUUUUUUACUGAAGCAAUCCAGUACAUCAGUCUUUGACAUUAAUGUUUUAUUUCGUCCCACCGCAGCCACCUGCUCAUUCGCGAGAGCUGAUAAACAGUGGCAUGAUUUCACAGUAAUGAAGACACAUCAUCGGUGCCAGCUCAGUGCAAAUCAAAACCAAAAGGAAUGCUUAUGAAGUUACAUUCAGCACAGCAAUUAGCCAUCAAUACAGUGCAAAAAGGCUUUUAAAGCUUAAAUAAAGCUUAUAAACAAAAACAGUCACAAUGGUUGUCUUAUCUUAACAAGUCCCAAAGUUUGCAGAUAAACCAAAAGGCAUCAUUUUACCAACUGCUAAGUACACAGCAAUUAUAACAUAAUAUGCAACAGUUUGCUAGCUUGAGAAAACUAGCCUAACUACUUUUGAUUAUCAAUAACCAUUUGGGAUAACUUAUUUUAUUUAUUCUUUUUACUUUAAUGUCAAAGUUGCUGAGAUGCGAGUCCAAUCAAAAAUAAAGCAAAUGCACUCCCUUCACAACUAAGGUUUACAUUAGGGUAAGUGGAUACAUUGGACAGUUUUCAUUAUUUUUUUAACAGGGGGGAAUGGCUUAACUUUUUGGGAUAUGUCAAAAACGUCAAGACAUUUUUUCUUUUAUAAAAAAAAAACUACAGGACAGCAGUUUUUUUAAGUACAAACUAAUUAUCAAUGUAAAGAAUGUUAGGUAAAAUUGUGUUGACAUAUGUCGCAUGGUGGUAGUUAUAUAUCUAGAUUUCGGUUCGUCUCAUAAAAUGCAUUACGAUGUAGUUACAGGACUGACUACUCUGAUUUAAAAGAAGUCCAAUUCUGUGUGGUGUAAUUAAAGAAAUCCAUUUUUUCAACAAUCAACUUGGCAUAAUGCAUCAAUGGCCACAUCUAAUUAGACAGACCAUGACAUCAGCUAAGAAAUGCUAAACUUAAGAUUCACAUGUACAAAAGUAGCUUAGGGUAAGUGCAAGCAUUCAAAGAAUGUAUAAAGCUUCUCUGUUAAUAACAUUAAGUGAGAUUGAAAAUUGCAGCCAAUUUAAGUUAAUGAAUGUUAUGCCAAUUCUGUAUUACUACAAUUUCAAAUCAUAAACAUUAUCUCACAGAAAAUGCAAUUAACAUUAGAGGAUUACUGUUCUACAAUCAAAUGCAAAAUUUAAGAUUUUGUUUUUAAGCUAUUUAAGGUAAGACACCUACUGGUCGAUACCCAUCUUUCAAAUAUAAGUGAUUUCUCUCAGCACAACCAUGAGUAUCAUAUCAGCUCUAAAUGGACUAAGGAACAGAAAGUACAAUAGACCAGCAUCUACUGCUCCUCAUCAGUCCAAGUAAUUGCAGUUUUAUGGUUUAUUUUUUGCCAUUUUGAUGCAGCCUCAAAACUCCUGGAUUACCCUAAAGUGGUUCUCAAUGGAGGGUGGUUCGUCUUCAAAGUGCAACUUCUUACUGGGACAGGCCCCAAACUCUUCCAGCAUCUUGAUGAAGUAUCUGUGUUCACGACCAACCCAGGCCCGCAUGGGGUCACACACCUCAUAUGGCGUAACGUGGGCAUGAAUUGACACUCCGCUGGCAGCAAGCUCUCUUAGCACCUGUUUGUCUGUCACCCAGGUCUCCCCUCCCCCAGGAUGCCCCCCAUCCAGCCAGAACAUAUCUGAGAUCUGUUUAACAAAGUCUGACAUCUGUGGGUCUGCACGGGCUCCUGGUAGCUCAUACACCAUUUGGUUCAGAACCACACAGCCUUUGCUAAAACCCACCAAAGUCAAGGACAACCCAGGGGGGAUGCUGUCAGCUUCACCUUGGAGAUGAAGCUUGGCUCGCUUCAUGCCGUUGGUCAGCAGUGCUCUGUGGUGGUGAAAUGCUCCAAAGUCCGCUGAGAAUGGAGAGUGCUCCGGAGCACCAAACAUGUUGCUCUCCACAAAGUUGUGGUAGCAGCUGAAUUUGUGGAGAUACAUGGUGGACGCUCUCACCACCCAGAUGUGGCUGCUGGGGAAACGUCUGCCCAGUAUGAGGGUCACCUGCUCUAGACUCCAGGACAGCCACUGAGCUCCCUCAGGCUGCCGAGCCAUCUCCUCCUGGAAGUUCUGAAUAUCCCCAUGGAAAAAUACAACGUGCUUGUUGUUACUAGUCUUGGAUUCAGAACUGCUCUCUCCCUCCGUAUUAGGCCGCAGGAGCAAUAGGUCGUUCAGGCGAUUGGGAAUGUGGCCUGGAACACCCAGCAGAAUCUGUAGCUUCUUCCGUAGGAUGCCUGAGCCUUGCACCCCCUGAAGCUCACAGGCUGUUGUCGCCACCGUCGUCAUCGUUUCCGACUACAGCUAUCAAAGUGAACCCUAUCCUGACAGCCCGAACGACUGUCAUGGGGUUCUAAAAUAGAAACAUGUUCUCGAGUACCUUUGGCAAACACCUCGUGGCAUGUCUUCUCAAUGUUUCUGAGGCUCACAGACAAGACCUUGUGGAGACUGUGGCUAGAGCGGCUCUGUACAGCAGUGAAGGGGUUAAACGGAAGACGACCACAGUGCUGAACAUCUUUAAUGAUCAUGACUACAACCGCUCUGUCAUCACCAUUGUGUCCAGUAUUGACUCAAUCAGGGAGGCGGUCCUUUCCGCAUGUGAGAGGGCAUGUGAAGUUAUCGACAUGAGCACUCACAUAGGAGUCCAUCCAUGUAUGGGCGCCAUUGACCUCAUACCCAUUUACCCCCUCGGAGAGAAGGUUGGAGUGGAGGCCUGUGCUCAAGAGGCAAGGGCUGUGGCUCAGGGACUUACAGAGAGGGUGCAAGGCACCAGUGUCUUCCUCUUUGGUUGGGCAGACCAUCCUUUGCAGCGUGGGCUGGCAGAUAGGAGAAAGGAGAUGGGUUGGUUCAAGAAGAUGCCAGACUUGCAAUCUAUCAAGUCAGAUAUAGGGCCUCAACCACAAAAGCGAUAUGGUCUUACAGGUGUCGGAGCCAGUCCAUACGUCAUGAAUUGCAAUGUCACUAUAGACACUCAGGAUAUCACCAUAGGCCGUAGCAUUGCCAGAGCUAUCAGGGAGUCUACUACUGGAGGCCUGGCUGGAGUUCAGGUGUUGGCAUUGCCACAUGAAGGUGCUGUUGAAAUGGCAUGUAAUGUGGAAAGUGUGAGAGGACCACCAAAACUCCUAGAGGGCGAACCUUGGCCAUCUUUCAGCAUUGAUGGUCAGCCAUAUUGUCAUGUUCCAGCAUCACUCAUCACAUCCAGGGUUGCUGAGCUGGCAGGGAGGCAGGGGGUUGGCAUGAAGGGCACUGCCCUGGUGGGGUUUACCCCCUGCGAGUGCAGGGGCCUAGCAGAGUUUGCACUGUCGCAGGGCAUUGGCGAGUUCUGGAAAGAACAGCGCAAGAUCAACAUGUAAAAAAGAAUUUAUGCCAAAAGAAAUAAAUUCCUAAAUUUAAAAAAAGACAGCAUGAAUAGUCACAUUUGUAUUUCACCAAUAGGAGAUAAUCCUUUUUGCUCUCCACAUAUUAUUUUUUUAUCUUUGUGACCAAAGCCUGCCCAGACUAGAUGAAUAAGUACUGUUCACCAGUAUAGGAUACUCUCCUUCAUAUGUUGUCAUUGGCUGGUGUGUUCUCACUCUGCCAAAAUACUUAAUCUUAAAAUAAUCCCAAAAAAUAUAUAUUAUUAACACAGGGAUCAGCAGUCUUCUCAUGUAAAAUUUUGUAUUGACUAAUCUAAUGUUAUUAUAAUAUUCUAAUAAUAAAAUA